ACUAAUGUUCCCAAACACUUGAUUGGUCGGAAAAAACCAAAACCCACCGCCUGAAUGGCCACCAAACCCAUUUCCCGGCGUCCAGCCGUAUCCCUCCUCCGAGACCAAUUCCUCAGACCCAACCGCACCUCCAAACCUCUCAACUCCUCCUCCCCUCCAAAACCCAACACCUCCAACCCCAACAAAUCCCAAACCGCCCAAGCCAUGGCGGACCUCAUCAACACCACCCCAUGGUCCACCCACCUCCAAACCUCCCUCUCUACCCUCUCCCCCUCCCUCUCCACCACCACCGUCUCCCAAACCCUCCGCCGCAUCAAAACCCCCUCCCAGGCCCUCCACUUCUUCAACUGGGCCCACUCCCUCGGCCACUCCCACUCCCCCCACUCCUACUUCACCCUCCUCCAAACCCUCGGCAAUGCCCGCAACCUCAACGCCGCCAGAAACUUCCUCUUCUCCAUCGAAAAACAUUCAUCCGGGAGAGUCAAGCUGGAGGACAGGUUCUUCAACACCUUGAUCAGAAGCUACGGCGCCGCGGGGCUGUUCCAGGAGGCCGUCAAUGUCUUUGACAAGAUGAAGUCGAUGGGGAUCAGCGCCUCGGUUUUUACUUUUAACAGUUUGUUUUCUGUUUUGUUGAAGAGGGGGAGGACUGGUAUGGUGAAGAGUUUGUAUGAUGAGAUGCUUGGGAUGUAUGGAGUUGAGCCGGAUACGCGUACGUUUAAUGUUUUGAUUAGGGGGUUCUGUAUGAGCAAAAUGCUUGAUGAGGGGUUUUGGUUUUUUAAGGAAAUGGAGAGGUUUGGGUGCGAGCCGGAUGUCGUUACGUAUAAUACUCUGGUUGAUGGGUUGUGUAGAGAUGGGAAGGUGGAUAUUGCGAGGAAUGUGGUGAAGGGGAUGAGGAAGAGGAGUGGGGAGGUGUUGAAGCCGAGUGUUGUUACUUAUACGACUUUGAUUAGGGGGUAUUGUGUGAGAGGAGAGGUUGAUGAGGCUUUGGGGGUGUUGGAGGAGAUGAAUAGUCAAGGGUUGAAGGCGAAUGAGAUUACGUAUAAUACUUUGCUAAAAGGGCUGUGUGAAGCAAAGAAGCUGGAUAAGAUCAAGGCAAUCAUGGAGGGGACGAUGAGGGGUGAGGGAUUUAGUCCUGAUACGUGUACGUUAAACACGCUGAUGCAUUCACAUUGCAAUGCAGGGAACUUAGAGGAAGCGUUUAAAGUAUUCAGAAUGAUGUCAGAGUUAAAGGUCCCUCCGGAUUCAGCUACAUACAGUGUUUUGAUACGCAGUUUGUGUCAGCAAAGAGAUUAUGCAAAAGCUGAGGAGUUGUUUGAUGAGCUAUGCAAGAAACAAAUCUUGAUUAGUGAUCGUGGCUGUACGCCUAUUGUUGCCUCAUACAAACCUAUCUUUGAGUACUUGUGUAGUAAUGGGAGAACUAAGAAAGCAGAGGAAGUGUUUAGGCAGCUACUGAAAAGAGGAACACAAGAUCCUCCAUCCUUCCAGACUUUGAUCAUGGGCCAUUGUAGGGAAGGAACAUUUGAAGCUGCCUACGAACUGUUAGUGUUGAUGCUUAGAAGGGAUUAUGUGCCUGAUGUCGACAUUUAUGAUUCCUUAAUUAAUGGUUUCUUGGAGAACGGUAAGCCCCUGCUUGCACAACAGACUCUAGAGAAGAUGCUGAAGAGCUCUUAUCUACCCAAAACGUCUACUUUCCAUUCUAUACUGGCAGCUCUUCUAGAAAAGCAUUGUGCCCGUGAAUCGGCAAGCCUUUUUAUUUUAAUGUUGGAGGAAAACAUCAGACCAAAUAUUAAUAUCUCAACAGAUCUUAUAAGGCUACUAUUCAGUGAGGGAUUGCAAGAAAAAGCAUUUAAGAUUGCAGGGAUGCUGCAUGAUAACGGAUACUCAAUUAAAUUGGAAGAAGUGGUCGAGUUCCUUUGCCAGAGCAGAAAGCUAUUAGAGGCAUGUGAGAUGUUGCAAUUUUGUCUGCGGAAGCGAGAAAAAGUCAGUAUUGACAUUCUCAACCAAGUUAUAUUAGGACUGUGUGAAAUCAAUAAGCUUCGAGAAGCAUUUGGCUUGUACUAUGAACUGAUCGAGACUGGUGACCGUCAGCAGUUGCCGUGCAUACAUCAGUUAAAAUCUUCCCUAGAGGUUGCAGGUAGAACAGUUGAAGCUGACUUUGUCUCUAAAAGAAUGCCAAAAAUAUCAGCUGGUCGAUAAAUCUGGGAAGUCAAGGCCUCAACUAUAUGUCUAAGAUCAUGAUGAACAGACUGUUGGUGUACUUCUCAACAUAGGGACUGGGCCAUCAGAGUUGUCUGAACAGCUCAUCACGUCAAGAUGAAAUUUCGGACACGCAAUGUGAUCGAUGGAAGGCUCUCCGAAGAAGGCAUCAACCUCAAGCUGGGAAGGGACCUUCCUCAGAAGAUUGGUGAGAACAAUGAAGUGUUUUGCAAGAAACUCAUGGCAAAAGCUAGUCUCAAGGACUUCAAUGAGUUGUUCUGGGCUGUUCAUCCUGGGAGGGCCUGCCAUCCUUAACAAGCUAGAGGGGACACUGAAGCUCACUAGUGACAAGCUUGAGUGCAACACACAGGCCCUGAUGGACUAUGGCAAUGUGAGCAGCAACACCAUUUUCUAUGUGAUGGAGAAGAUGAGAGAGGAGCUGAGGAAGAAAGAAGGGAUGGAGGGAAGAAUGGUGACUUGCAUUGGCUUUUGGACCUGGGAUUACAUUUGAAUGCAUUCUACUUUGCAGCUUGUGAUCUUUUAAAUGAAGAGUACUAUAUUGCUACAUAUAAGUUUGUUUCAGACACAUUUCAAUAUAUAGAAUGAUUGAAUCUUUUAACCUUUA
Argentina anserina (silverweed cinquefoil) is the source of this 2821-nucleotide messenger RNA. Its product is annotated as pentatricopeptide repeat-containing protein At1g02060, chloroplastic. The record is from RefSeq and is a predicted model, not a curated record. Gene Ontology annotation, molecular function: mRNA binding; protein binding. The coding region runs from base 55 to 2196 and encodes 713 amino acids. NCBI's taxonomy places the organism in Eukaryota, Viridiplantae, Streptophyta, Magnoliopsida, Rosales, Rosaceae. The transcript is spliced from 2 exons.